CGGGAAAUGAAGCCCAAUUACCAUUUCGAUUCCCCACCCUCGCAACUGGAAGGCCCUGGCGGUGGAGUAUGUCCUGUCGUAGAUACAAGCUGGACUGCGCAAGGAUGACGUAGACAAACCCAGUUUCCCGGACCGCAGGAACUACUUCAUACCCAUGGCUGAAAACCCCUGCUUAACCCGUGGAUUGAUUGUAUCUUCUCUCAUUCUCUUAGUUCUCAAUUUCAAGCCCAGGUUCAUUCUCAUUGGGAUUUCCUUACGCGAUGUCUAGCGAAGAUGACAAAAUCCCAGAUCUCAAGGUCAACACGGCCAGUGAUGGUGCCGAGAAACCCCAAAUUCCAGAUGGGCCAACAGAUAGUCAUGUUCUAGCACAGGUUGAGCAAGAAGACAAAGGCUUGAUUCAAAAAGCUGGUGAGACAGCCGACAUUACCGAUGUCGGAUGGAAUGAUCCCGCGGACCAGGCUGAACCGUUAAUCGCCGGCUUAUCGAAUGAAGAUCUAUGGAUGCUCAUUCGACGGUUUGACAAGCAAGUCUAUUGUGUUAAAGCCUUGCCUGAAGCACCCCUUCAAAAUCUUGAUCUGACUCGGGCGGAUGACGAUGAAUUUUCGCCAGACAAGUUACGGGCAACAAUCGAACGCUUUUAUACCACAAUAAUUGUCAAGCUCACCAGCUUCAUCAAGCAUAUUGCGCGGUUGCGAUCUUGGAAGGAGACUCGAAGGACUUCUGUCUUCUGCGCCGUCUACUGCAUCGCCUGGCUUCUCGACCUUCUUGUACCCACGUUCUUCGCCAUCCUCAUCGCAUUGAUCGUAUACCCACCAUGCCGAUCAGUCAUGUUUCCACCAGCACCUAUUGCGUUGGUCGACAAAGACACGGGAGGUGUCCAAAAGCCCAAAGCUGGAGUACUCGGAUCUCAUGAUAGUAUAACCGGGGCCCCACAGAAUUUUAAAGGUGAAGCAGCUGAGCAAGAGGCCAGUAAUCUGGUGGCAGGCGUUGCUAGCAUUGCUGUGGGCAGCGCCGUCGGAAAACACGACCAGGGAGUGCCGGACGAUGCGCCUUUGGAAGACACGGUCCCUGAUGCCACAGACUUGGUCUCUCACACUGCCGAUGCGCAGAGUAAAGCGCAUGGUAAAGUUCCAUCUGAUCUUCACGACAAAACUCGACAACCGAUGAAGAAAUCUGUAAUGGACGGAGCUAAUAUGCUGAUGCAAAUCAUUUCUGAUGUCACCGAUGCGUUCGAAAAGUUUGAGAACGCGCUGUCUCCCACGCCGCCAUUCCCGCGACUUACCCCUCGCUUGCGAUUGGCAGCCGUUUUAGUUCCAGCAUGCCUUCUAUCAGCUUGUACUCCCCUCUACAUUUUUUCAAAACUAGCUGGACUCGGUGUCGGCUUUGGCUUCUUUGGUGAUCCCAUCAUCAGGCGUGGCCUUGCCAUCCUCAAUCGGGAUUUCCCUCACUGGCAAAGACUAUUCGAACUGCAGAAUUCGCUUCUGAAAGGAAUUCCAACAAAUGCUCAGCUUACUCUCACACUGUUGCGCAUAGGCGAGGCUAAUGCAUCGCCUUUGCCACCUCCUCCAACUUCUCGAGGAAAACCUCCUUCCCGACCAGCCUCGCUCCAUCACGAGGAGCUUACUUUAGGUGCCAGCAAGGUUCAAUCGUCGCCCGAGACCCCCCCGAAGAAAAAUUUUGCCUCCAGAAUCGUCGGCUUCUUCCGCGGGACAACUGCCACGGGAGUGGAAAGCAAGCAAGCUAUUGAUCGAAUGCGCGCAGUGGUCGGUUCUCGCCACGCCAAGAACCGGGUCGGUGUCCUACGCCCCAAGGGACGUACGGAAACACCUGUUGGCCCUGUCGGUUUCGCUGCCCGAUACAAGGGUGCCCAGGGGGCCGUGGUUAUUGACUCGACCCAGGAGCCUCCGGUGCUUUACUUUACCACCGAUAUCCCACAAGAUGGCGAUCUCUAUGUGGGGCAUCGCAAAAAGGGAUCCGUACUCUUCUCCAUGCCAGUUACGGAUAUCCGGGAAAUGAGAAAGCUUGGCGGUAUGGGCUGGAAAGGAAAGCUUGUGGUUGGCUGGGCGAUCGGUGGAAAGGAGGUUGUUGAUGGCUUGCUGAUCGUGGGCAAGGAUCCCAAGCAGUCAUACCAAGUAACGGCCAUGGGAAUGAGAAAUCAACUAUUCAAUCGGUUGAUUGCUAUCGAUGGACAGGUUUGGAGGUAGAGUGCCUUUUGGACAUGACUUUCUUUCCGAAUCAUGCAGGGAAGCAAGCUUGCGGCUUGCUUGAACAAGUUGUUAUCAAUUUGGAGUAUUUCUGGAGCAGAGGAUCCGAAGACCAUUACAAGAAUAUCUCAAUGAGAGAAACUUACAGUGUAUCUAGCUAGGCCUUCUCAUGGGUCACUAGAUUCAAAAUCUGAGCAGAAAAAGAGCUUGCUGGAUGAGGCAUAGUUUGUUGUACGAGUAACAAGAU
Messenger RNA from Penicillium brasilianum, 2451 nucleotides. Lineage: Eukaryota; Fungi; Ascomycota; Eurotiomycetes; Eurotiales; Aspergillaceae. The record is from the annotation of a GenBank genome assembly.